Molecule: messenger RNA, 3698 nt
Organism: Maylandia zebra (zebra mbuna)
Lineage: Eukaryota; Metazoa; Chordata; Actinopteri; Cichliformes; Cichlidae
Gene: ppm1nb
Product: protein phosphatase, Mg2+/Mn2+ dependent, 1Nb (putative)
Biological process (GO): protein dephosphorylation
Molecular function (GO): protein serine/threonine phosphatase activity; manganese ion binding; magnesium ion binding
Source: RefSeq, a predicted model, not a curated record
GCUGGUGAAAGAGGGAAGAGCUAUGAAAAAGCGAGGGAGAAGGUGAAAUCUCAGCAGCACAGAGAAGAGGCCAAACAAGCAGGAGCGGAAGGAUGAUCGGAGGUGAAAGCGCUGAUCAGUGAGGUCUCCAGAGAGGGAGAGGAGAAGAAAGAGAUGAGCAGCAAGAGGGGGGUAAGCAGCCAGCACACACAACAUCCAUCAGCUCAGGCAGCCAUGCUCUGAGCCCUGGAGCAGCAGGGCUACGCAGACACUGCACAGGCCCCACAUCAGGCCUAUAGCUCAGCCCUCCAUCCCGGCCAGCAACACCGGGGCAGGGACAAGACAAGAUUCCCUUCACAACACCUGUGCAUAAAAGCCAUGAGGACAGCCAGGAAGGGCAGUGUAGAGAUGCCUGCGUUUGUGCGCCAGCUGGUGAAAGAAACAGAAAAGAGGGUCAGCUCUUUCUUCAAAGGGGGCCGUGGAGGAACAGCAGAAGGAGAGCAGCAAGGGGAGGGGGAGAAGGAGGAGGUCAUCCCCAGCCCCUACCUAGACCGGCCAGUCCUGGACAAGCUCACAGAGGAGGGCUGCGCCCGCUGGGGCCUCACCUAUGCCCUAGGAAGUAUGCAGGGCUGGAGGGCCAACAUGGAGGACUUCCACAACUGUGUGCCACAGCUGGGUGGAGAGCUAGCUGACUGGAGCUUCUUUGCAGUGUUCGAUGGCCAUGCAGGCAGCACGGUGGCUCAGUACUGCUCCCAACACCUUCUGGGUCACAUCCUGGCUACGGAUGGAAUAGGACCAGAAGAUGACCCGCCAAAAGUGAAAGGGGCCAUCGAAGAGGGCUUCCUCCAGACAGACAAGCACCUGCACUCUGUGGCCCGUCGAGAGGGCUGGGAGAGGGGCGGCACCACUGUGGUGGCCACUCUCAUUUCGCCAUAUUACAUCUACUUUGCCAACUGCGGUGACUCAAGGGCCAUGCUGUGCCGGUCUGGGCAGGUCUGCUUCUCCACUGAGGACCACAAACCUUACAGCCCUCUGGAGAAAGAACGUAUUGAGAGCGCGGGUGGCUCCGUGUCCCUCCAACGGAUCAACGGCUCCUUGGCAGUGUCACGCGCUCUGGGAGACUUCGGCUACAAGGGGGCAGAGAACCGGACCCCGAGCCAGCAGAUGGUUUCACCUGAGCCAGAAGUGUGUGUGGUGGAGCGCUCGCCGGCAGAUGAAUUCCUGGUGCUCGCCUGUGAUGGCGUGUGGGACACCAUCAGCAACGAGGAGCUGUGCGCCUUCAUCCACAACCGGCUGCGUGUCUGCACCGACCUGAGGGACGUCUGCACUCAGGUCAUUGACCUCUGCCUCUAUAAGGGCAGCUUGGACAACAUCAGCAUCAUCUUGCUGUGCUUCCCUGGAGCCCCCCAGCUGUCAACAGAGGCAUUACACCAGGAGGCUGAGCUGGAGGACCUGCUAGAGUCCAAGGUGGCAGAGAUUUAUGAUGAGCUGUGUGUCAGAGGGGAAGAGCCUGAGCUGCUGUCCGUCCUCACAGUUCUUGCAUCCACUGUCAUCCCUGGAUUACCACCAGGUGGAGGCAUACAGAGCAAGAGGAACUGCAUUAUCUCUGCUUACUAUCAACAACGUGAUGCGCACAAGCCCAUGAUACCAAAUGUGAGUGACAGUUACAAUUAGGUCCAUACGUUUUUGGACAAUGAGACUUUUUUUUUUAUAGUUUUUCCUCUCUGCACCAACGCAGUGGAUUUUAAAUCAAACAGUAGAGAUAUGAUUGUAAUGUUUCUUCAGCUUUAAUUAAAGAGGCUUUACAACAGGAUUUACAAUAAUGUGCAAACCACUGGUUACAGUCAAAAACAAGAAUGCAGGAUUAGACUUUGCCCAAAAAACACGGUUCUGUAAAAAAAAGAAAUGUGUUAUGGCAUGGGCCUGUAAGGCUGCCAGUGGAACUGGGUUAUUAGUGUUUAUUGAUGAUGUGACUGCUGAUAGAAGCAGCGGGAUGAACUGUGAGAGUACAAAGCUGUACUCUCAGCUCAGGUUCAGCCAAAUGCUGCAAAUCUGAUCAGGCAGCACUUCACAGUGCAAAAAGAUAAGGACCUAAAGAAUUGUGCAAAGGCAACCCAAGAGUUUCCUAAAGCACAGAAAAGGAAUAUUUUUCAAUGGCCAAUUCAGUCAACUGAUCUCACUGGGACAGAGCAUGCUUUUACUAAAGUGACUGAAGACAAUAGUGAUGGCAGAAAGACCCACAGUCAAGCUGCAAGUGAAGGCAACUGCAGUAAAGGUUUGGAAGAGCAUCUCAAGGGAGGAAAGAGCAUUUAUUGGUGUCAGGGGCCUCUCUGUCUACAACCAAGCAAAGGAUUUUUACCUGAGUCAUAAAAACAAUCCUCAUAUGCACAUUUAUGGUAAAACCAUGUCUGCACAGUCAAUGCAAACUUUUUUGAUAAACCCCUUGAAUUAAAGCUGAAAGGCUGCACUUUAAUUAUAUCUUGAUUGGUUGAUGUAAAUAUCCACUGUCAUGAUGUAGAAAGGCAAAAAAACAACUAAUGGACCUAACAAUACAAGUAAAAAGACAUUGUUAUUACACAGUGAGCUCACUCUUUGUUACUUUAUCUGUCUGUCUGUUCAGGGUCUGGGAGGCUCUUGAGAAGGCCAAGGGAUUUAGAUUUUGUCUCCAAAGUUCCUCAAAGGAAAGGGACUGUAAUAAAUGUGAAUAUUAAACCUGUUUUUUUUUUUCAUGUGUGCAGUUUCACAACAAGACAAUGGUGUUUGUUAGCAGCACCAUCUUGUCAUGACAAAAAAAAUGCAAAAACAGAUCUAGUAAAGCCUGAUACUUUAUAUUUAUACAAGAAAGAUAUUUUGUAAAAAUGACUCAGAGACACUGACCCAGCAACCAAACCUCAACCUCAAUAAACAGAAAGUGCAGAUGACAAAUUGAACUGAAUAACAACCAACUGUGGCGUAGUUCGUUUUCAUUGGAUAAAAUAAGAAAGAUUAGUACAUGCAGGGUUGCAUUUUGAAAAUUAUGAUUUAAGACUGUACAUAUGUGUGUGUGCAUGUGUGUGUGCGUAUUAAAGAAUGAACAGGUUUACCUUUCCUCUUCAGGAAACAUUGUCACCAUUAAAUAAAACCUAGCAUGCAGCUAACAUGUGUCCAUUUGUUGUGACAGGAAAUGCUAGUAGUUCAUGAGACAGCUCGUGGGGAUGCGCACAAUCUUUUUCCCUCGUUGCUGUGAGUGAAAGGCAAAUAAACUCAUUAGACAUCUGACUACUCACAAUUCAUGUCACGGGAUCUAAAAACGUUUUUGACAAAGUGUUUUACAUUUUCAAAAACAAGAACAAAAUAUGUCAAAUUUGAAAUACCUUACAAAUGGAACUAAAAGUCUCCCCCCUAAAAUGCAUCCCGCUGUGAUUACUGUCUAAAUUUACAUGAAUGCGUUCAGCAUGUACACAAUUUGCAAUUCUUUCUAAACAUAUAUUAUUUCUAAACACAUUCAAAGGUAAAGUUUACAUGAAAUGGGAUUUUCUACCAUGAACUGAUGCCUUAUUCCCCUUUUUUACAGCUGACAAAACAAACAGCACCAGAGCGGGUCAGUUUCUGGAUGAGUUAUUUUACUGCUUACUGCAUUGUAACAUUACGUCAGCGAGUCAUUUUCUGUGUUACAUUAAGGAAAUUACAUUGAGUGUCACUAUUGUUUUAAAUCUAAAUAAAGAAUAUUUGUCUGAUGA